Fimicolochytrium jonesii is the source of this 1170-nucleotide messenger RNA. RefSeq lists its product as uncharacterized. Lineage: Eukaryota; Fungi; Chytridiomycota; Chytridiomycetes; Spizellomycetales; Powellomycetaceae. The record is from RefSeq and is a predicted model, not a curated record. Bases 117 to 854 code for a protein of 245 amino acids. The transcript has 2 exons.
ACUUCCCUCCACAGUAUCAAGAGGUAAGCACUCUCGCUCCCAACUUGAAGACGCUAUCGCUCGUACAAACGUCACUCAUCCGCGUUCGUCAUCUCCACACUAGAACACAGCGCAAAAUGUCUUCCGACACAUUCUACCCAACACCGCUUUCGUCCUCCACCGAGGACUUUCCUACUCCCCUUGAGGCUGCUGAGAAAGGCCUGAACCCCAACCCUGAGCCCCUCGAAACCGGCCUCUCAGACAUGCCCGAGCUCCCAGAGCUGACGCACCACGACGAAGUCAUCGCAGAACUGGAAAACAACAAACACGAGACGUUCGCCGACAAGGCCAAAAAGGCCGCUGCCGCCUCCUCCGCACCUGCCACCAACGGUGGACGGUCCAAGAGCCCCGGCAAGGGUAAAAAGGGCGCCAAAAACGACUCCUCCUCCGCCGCCUCCUCAGCCUCCAUCGUCGUCCCCGCUUCUGUCACCGACAGCACCCCAGCAGCGGCCCCUACCACCACGACCACCACCGCAAAGUCGUCGUCGGUAGGCGAAAAAGGCCCCACCUAUUCCGACAAAGCCGCCUCGGCCGCCAAAUCCGUCAACGGGCAAAUCGACGCCACGGCUGCAAAAGUCAAACGCUCUGUCAAAUCCGCCGCCGAGGCCACCUCCGCCAAAAAGAACGAGUUGGAAAAGGAGCUGAAGCGCGAGACGUCAAAGACCGGAAGGAACUGGCCGGGAAGCCUGAGGGAGGCGUGGGACGAGUACUGGCUUGUCGGGAGCAUUGUCGGUGUCGCGGCGGUUGCGGUCGGGGUCACCGUUGCGGUGAGGCAGCGGAGGGGUGCGGAUGUGUGGGCUUUCUUCAGAAAAUAGGGAUUUUGAGAGCUGUCAGUAACGCUUGGGGGCUUUGCAUUACGGGAUUCUUGCAGGGCCCGCCCGGCGUCGCUAGCGUUUGGCUUGAUGGGAAUUAUUUGUGUGGGGGCUCCCUGAUACCUUCUGUCUGUUCACAACCAAGUUGUCCGUUUCACUUUUUCUUUACGUAGGGUACCUUUGCCGUUUUUCUGAGAAUUUUGGGUAUUUUGUUCCCCCCCAUGAAAGAAUAAAGAACUUCAUAUCAUAACACUCUUGGUUUCGUUGUGUUUCCUGCGUGCAUUGGUUUAUCCAAAACCUCGAAUCUCCAUGUCUUUCG